AUGGGACGGAGCUGGCAAGUCCUGCUGAAAGCCUUGGUUGAGAAACGGGGGGCCAAUGUCAACCUGCCGGACGGCCAGGGAGACCUGCCCAUCUGCCUCGCAGCCCAUGCCUGCCGUUCCUCCAGCAAUCCGCAGCUGAAUGAAUCGCUGAAAAUUCUGUGUGCAGCCAAAGCCGAUGUAGGCCGCCGAGCUGAGAAAGGACAGUUCCAAGGGCAGUCUGCGAUCUCCAUCGCUUUGAGGGGCAGCAACAGUGAUCUUCUCAGGCUCAUGCUCCAAAGUGGCGCCGGCGUCGCCACCCACGGACGGGGUGAGACGUUGCUCCAUGCGCUCCCAGAAAGGUUGAUUCGGAUGGCUGCAUGGAAUGGCAAGGAGGAGAAGUCCGCCGCUGACAUCUUUGAGACGAUUUGCGCGUGCGUGCCGGCGGAUGCUCUGAAGGGCAUGGCCGGCACGAUGGAGCAGUUCGGCCUUCGCCCGCUCCACUCGGCCAUCUUGCACUUCAACCAGGCCAUCGCUGCCCUGCGUGCUACCCGAGAAGCCAAGGCCGCGGAGAUGCGGAACCUUCAGAAGCAGCUCGAGGAUGCCACCAGCAAGAGCCAGAGUACGACGAUGUCGCAGAUUCGCCACGCGAUCACUGCCAAGGAGCCUGAGCUCCAAGCUGCCAUGGCGACGGAGGAGGCUGGCCGGAACGAUUUCCAGAAGUUCCUGAAGUGGAUCAUGGAUGUCGCCGGUGCAGACCUCCUGGUGCAGGUUGGCGAGCUCGAGAAGCCCUGGAACGAGAUCGAGAAGCCGAAUGCUAGCAAGACACCCCCGACGCUGCCUCCGAAGCUGUCGUCCACGAUUUGGUCGGUGUUUCCGCCCCACAAGGAUGUCCUUGAUCGCAGCGUACCCGCCCACUCGCAGGAAGUCUACUUCAAGUACCAUCCUGGUGUUGGCCUCGCGACGCCGCUCAUGUUCCUCAUCCAGAGUGGUGACUCACCGAGCGUGGCAUGGUUCUUGGAGGAGCUGGCGAAGAGAGGCAAUCUGGAGGAAGCCUUGAAAAGUUCCACGCUCUUCGGCUUUACUCCGCUGGCCCUCGCCGUCCAGCAAAGGGGUGCCCCUCUCUCCGAGGAUGUCGUUGCACGUCUUGCCUCACCUGGCGCUGCAGCCGUCCGCCAGUUUGACGGGCGUACUGCCCUGCACCUUGCCACUGCAGGCGGCCCGAGCAACUGGUCAGGAAGCCUUCGCGAAGGUGGCAAGGAUCCCCGUGCUGUGGCUUUCCAGGCAGCUCUUACGGCCGCCAAGGCGGCAGGAACCCUCAAUGUCGCAGAUGCCUCCGGCCACACUGCCUUGUGCGCCGCCUUGUCUGCCAACGGUCCGGCUGCGCCGAAGCUGCUUCAGGAGUAUCCGUUGGGUCUCUAUGGCGGCCUGUUCGCCGAGAAGGAGGCCACGAUCACUUCAGUGGAGAUGGAGAUGUAUCAAGCCUUCCAAGAGAAGGAGAAAGAGAUGCUCUCCGGCGCCAAGCUGCUAGCACCGGUUGCUGGCACUGCUGGCGAGUCCCUGACAGUCGUCGGCAUGGGCAAGCACAUCAAGUGGGGCUUCGACGAUGAGGGCGCCUACGUUAGUGGCAUCAAGAGCCCCGAAGCGGAGUCGAAUGGCAUCAAAAUUGGAAUGCGAUUGACCAUGAUCGAGGGCCAGUCUCUGGCGGGCAUGACCAGGCAGCAGAUUACAAGCUCCUUCUCCAACCUGAGAGGUUCCACGGGAACGCUAUGCUUCCAGAGCCCCGGCGGAGCGAGUCCGGCAGCGCAGCCUUCAAUCGGCUUCGGCUUCGGUCAGAGCCCGGCACCGGUGCAGCAAGCCCCGGGCUUCGGAUUCGGCGCCAAAGCCGCAGCACCCGCCGUGGGCGGCUUUCCCGGCUUUCCUGCCGCGCCAGCCUUCGGUGCCGCGCCGGCCUUCGGUGCCGCGCCGGCCUUUGGUGCGCCGGGCUUCGGGGCACCUGCUUUUGGUGGCCCAAACCAAGGCGGCUUUGGGGGAGCUACCUUCGGCCAGCCUGCCGGAGGAGGGCUCUUCGCAGGAGGAGGAGGAGGAGGAUUCGGUGGAAGGACGGCGAAGAUUGCGGUCAAAAAAGCAGCAGUGACCCACGUUGGACCUGGAUUUGGUCAGAGUCAUCAACAACAGCAGCCGCAAGCAAGCAAUCCUGAAUCAUCAGCUACGGCGGCUCCGAAGAUCGUACAGUCUGCCGAUGCGUGCUUCUACAGCCUUGAUGCAGGCACCAUCCGCACCGUCCCAUGCCAGCUGACCCAGGGGCGCUGGCAUUUUGAGCUCCGCCACACCUACCUCAACGACGCGCGCAUCGGCUUCGCAGUGAGCUGCGGCGGCCAGAGCCCAGAGGUGAAAUGGCUCACGGACAAGCGGCCCUGGCCUACGAACGGCACCGUUGGUAUCGCAAUCGACUGCGAUGCCGGCACGGCAUACCUGGUUGUUGACGGCCGGUCUGGCUCCUCCACGCCCCUCGCAUCCGGCUCCGGAUCUUCGUUCACACCGGUCAUCAGUGGCCGUGGGCUUUGCACGAUCAGCUUCGACAACUCGCGGACGUCAGAAGACCUGCCCUUUAUGCCCCUGAAGGAAGCAAUCCAGUUGAUAGCUUUGAUCCAUGUUAUCCGUUUCAGCCAUCGAACCCUGAGCCUCUAA
This is a messenger RNA of Symbiodinium sp. CCMP2592, 2667 nucleotides long. The record is from the annotation of a GenBank genome assembly. Lineage: Eukaryota; Dinophyceae; Suessiales; Symbiodiniaceae.